Messenger RNA from Oncorhynchus tshawytscha (Chinook salmon), 4026 nucleotides. RefSeq names its product stromal cell-derived factor 2. The record is from RefSeq and is a predicted model, not a curated record. NCBI's taxonomy places the organism in Eukaryota, Metazoa, Chordata, Actinopteri, Salmoniformes, Salmonidae. The transcript has 3 exons. The coding region runs from base 72 to 746 and encodes 224 amino acids.
CACUGUACCAUUUCGAUGACGUAGAAUAAACUAAUAUCAGUCGCUGAUUUUAGUGGCAGCGAAGAGCUGUAAUGGAUAAACGCACUGGCCCCGCACACUUUUUAUUUAGUUUUUUCCUAUUGUCAUGUUUAUUUGUGCUAUCGCUCGCAACGGAACUUAGCUUUGUGACUUGCGGCUCGGUCGUGAAGCUGUUAAAUGUAAAGCACAAUGUCAGACUGCACUCUCACGACGUGCGCUACGGAUCUGGUAGCGGGCAGCAGUCAGUGACAGGGGUGACCACAGUGGAGGACAGCAACAGUUACUGGAGUGUGCGGGGCACCAGUGUGGCCCUAUGUCACCGGGGGACUCCUGUUAAGUGUGGUCAGACCAUCCGCCUCACCCACCUCAACACCGGACGCAACCUGCACAGCCACUACUUUGCUUCUCCGCUGUCCUCCAACCAGGAGGUGAGUGCGUUUGGUGAGGAGGGUGAGGGGGACCACCUGGAUGAGUGGAUGGUGCAGUGCGAAGGGUUGGUAUGGGAGCGUGAGGAGGCCGUCCGCUUCCAGCAUGCCUCCACUGAUACGUUGCUAUCUGUUACGGGGGAGCAGUACGGCCGGCCCAUCCACGGGCAGAGGGAGGUGCACGCUAUGACGGGCCCCAGCCAGCACAGCCUGUGGAGGGCCAUGGAGGGGGUGUUUAUGAAGCCCAGUGAAAGCCCACUAGGGAACAUGGACUACAGCCAUCCUCUACACACAGAGUUCUAAUUCUCAAUCAUCCUGUUACCUGACACACCUAGCGCUUAGCUAACAAACUACUCAAGUGUUUCUUAAUCCUGUUUCUGGGGACCCAAAAGCUGUAUGUUAGCUGCCUUAGCACUACACACCUGAUCAAAGCUUGAUGAUGACUUGAUAAUUUGAGUCAGCUGGGUAGUCGGGGCUCAAAACGCAACACUCGCAUUUGCAACCCUUUGACUUGGUAGUGUGACACCAAUUUUAAUUGAUCGUCAGGGUGCCAGUGAUUUUAUAUAUUUUUUGGUCUGGUCACGUUAGGUUUUGGUUCACAAUUAGCUUUUAUUAUUAUCAAGAAUUAUUCAAACAGCAAUGUGUAUACAACAAUGGGUACGCAGACCAGGUAUUCAAAAAGGUUAGUCUGAUGUCUUGAUUGAAUCUUUGCGAUGCGCAAUUCAGUCAUCAUGCGCAGUUUGAAUGAACAUUACUAAAGGCUUUCACAAAAAACCUUCCCAAUUUCUGCAAAUGAAGUCUACCUGGCAGAAUGAUAUCAUGAUGAUUUGAUUCAAUCAUGGGGUAUUUAUUUUUCAAAUGGACUGCCAUCACAUUUAGCCUACACUGUACAGUACAAAAACACUGCUAGCUAAACACAAGGGUCUCUUGCUAGGUGUGCAGUUUAAUUAAAGGGCAACACCCAGACCUCAAAAGUGGUUUAAGCAUUGUUGUGGACUUGGAACAUCCCAACAUAUACAAUAAAAAAGGUGUGAUUUUUGAGUGUGAACCUGGGGGGAAAAACUUGGAGAACCUCGAAAACCUGGAAAAUAAAAUCGGGAAAACAGAUUUUAUAGGCCUUACAACUGUAGUGUGACUGUUUAACAUAGCGAACAAAAACAUCCUUUUUGAGAUUGAGCAAAGGUAGAUUUUAGGCUACUUGCUCAGCCCGCAAAAGAACAUUCCAAUGGUGUGCGCACUCUCGGGCCAGUAUUCUUUUCCAUUCAGGUUAGUAGCUUUGAGUUGCCACUGGCCUGGUGUGCCACUGGCAAAUUUACCUGAAUGUCAAGCCCUGCAAGGGCAUGCUAAUUUAAAAGAUGACCAGUCAUUAUUAGCCUGGUUCCUUAUGGAAUGCAGGUACAUUAUGGAACACAGGUCAGGUCCCUACCAAUUAUUUUAAAAAAAAAAUUUGGUUUGACCAAAUCAUGUGCCAUCAACUGAAAAAGUGAGUCUAGAGUGCUGGUAGUGCUAGGGCAAAACAAAAAUAAAUGUUCACCGCUUAGCGUCCAUAGGACCAGGAUUAAGAAACACUACUCUAUAUCAUUUACUUCCAUUAUCUCUCUCUCUGCUCUCUCUCCUCCCCUCUCUCGCCCGCUCCCUCCCACCCAGAGUUCUGAUCUACACUACUUUGGCUUCUCUAGACUCACUUGAGGUUUUCACUACCUGCCUUCUUUGCCCCCUUUCUAUUUUCCUGCUCUGGGCUGAAGUUGCCCCUAGGUAUGGAUCUAUGAUCAGCUUACCCUCCUUAAAUCUUGACCUUCACCAUUAGUUGAGGAAAUGCUAAACUAACUCAGGACCAGUGUCUACUUCACCCAGGAUCUAUUUUACCCACCUCUAUUCUUGUCUGCCUACCUGUUUCUCCUCCUGUUUUGAGGAAACAGUCCGGCAUAAGUGCCACAGUGGAUGUUAUCUGAUCUAAGGGUCGCCAGGACAACAUCAGAACUGUUCCUGACCAAUCAAAACAAAUCUCUGUCACAUGACUUCACCUGCUCUUUGACUUAUCGGUCACAGAUCAACAGCUGGGAACAGACUAUUCUGAAACACUAAACCUGGGGUGUCAAACUCAAUCUGUGGAGGGCCUAGUGUCAGGUUUUUUUUUCCCAAUUAAGACCUCGACAACCAGGUGAGGGGAGUUCUUUACUAAUUAGGGACCUUAAUUCAUCAAUCAAGUACAAGGGAGGAGCAAAAACCCAGACACUCAGCCCUCCGUGGAAUGAGUUUGACAGGUGCACUAAACCAACCAAAAGGCUGCAACAGGAUGUAGUUAAGGCCCUCUUCCCACACCUCCCAACAUGUCACUUCAACAUAGACAGCAAAAUGAAUGUCAGACUCUAGAAAUACUGCCCAAAGCCACCAGAACAAAAAUGAGUGUUUUUAUUGUUCAGAAUAUAGACAUACUCCAUAUUUUAGAGCACACUACAAGGACUAUGACACCAAGAUCUCCGUACAGUUUACGAUCAUAGGGUCUUACAGGAGGGAUCUUUUUAAAAGGGAAUAAAAUGUCCCAUCAUUAUUUUAUCAAAAAUGGUUUGUGAUACAUGUAAAAAGCAUUUAAAACAUGUAUUUCCUUCCAGAAUUUUCUAUGUGAGAAUUGCCAGAACAAUCUGAGAUGCACAAAAUAUUUUCCGCUCCCACACGUGGAACCACCCUACUGUCUCAAAGACUGUGUGCUGCCCAUGAUGUGUUUUUAUUUUUAUUUUUAGAAAGGAAUAUAGUAUAAAUUACUUUAUUGCUCCUCUGAGAAAUGAAUGUCAUGAUCAACAAUGGACACUACAGACAACAGUCCAUAUAAAAUGUGCCGGUUUGUGUUGAUUACAAGUCCAAACUAUUUGUGUACAAAAUUGAGUGCACUGGAACAGUUCUAAUUAAAGCCCAUGUUUAUUUGAAGAACAAGACUUGUUUUUAGUCCGAUUUGUAGAUGGAAAAACAAGAUUGUUACGGCGCCUUUAUAACAUGAUAUAGUUUCUCGUACUAUUCAUUUAAGUGUAUCAUUAAAGUGGAAGGAGCACUUUUCUGUUUUAUAAAAAAAAAAAAUUAUAGCAGACUCUCCCCACAGUUACAACACCCCUUCUCUUCUUUACGACAAACAAGCAAGUGUUUUUUAUUUGUUUGACUUUCGAUUCCAGCUUAAUUCAGUACAGUAUCACAUCUCUCUUCCAUUGACUAAGCUGAAACAUAAAGUGUAUCAGCUUUCUGUGUCCACUACAGUAUUAUCUCAGUCAGCCAUAGGGGACAAUUGCAUUCUGUCAGUAUGUGAACUGGAAUUCUGAAUUAAAGUGCCUUUGAAAACAAAAGGCACUUUUUCCUAUUCUAGAAUAGAAUUCCUCAAUUCAACUUCUAGAACUUACAAUUCUUUAUUGGAAUUGACCUCAACCCUGCUGUCCGUGUCUAAGGAGUUGACGGCAACAUCCUGUCUUGUCUGACAUAGAGAACUUUGUAGGAACCAUCAGCUGUCUGAGUGUUCAUCCCAACAGCUUUGUUUUCAGGAGAUUUGUACAUGAUGAAACACAAUAGAGACCUCAAUUAAAUGGAUGAUUUGUGUAAA